AUGGCGCUGAUGGACAGCUGGGGCAUGACGGAGUGUGUGCUUAACGUUGGUGGUGGCUACGGCGUGCGCUACACCGCCGACGACGCCCCGCUUCCGCUGUCGGCGUACAUCGAGGCGAUCGUCACGGCGGUGAAAGAGUACGUGGCGGCGGCGACGUCGAGGAUCAAGGUGCCGGCGUUCUGGAUUGAGCCCGGCCGUUCGUUGGUGAGCGAGGCCGGCACCACGCUUUACACGGCGGGCUCGCAGAAGGUCGUCCCGGGUGUGCGCACUUAUCUCGCCGUGGAUGGCGGCAUGAGCGACAAUAUCCGUCCCGUCACCUACCAAGCGGUGUACAGCGCGGCCCUCGCCAACAAGAUGAACGCGCCAGCCGACCACACCUACAACGUGGUGGGGAAGCUGUGCGAGUCGGGCGACCAGCUCAUCCGCGAUGUGGCACUCCCGGCGGCGGAGGAGGGCGACGUCGUCGCGGUGUUCUGCACCGGUGCCUACUGCUACGCCAUGGCCUCCAACUACAAUAAAAUGUGCCGUCCUGCGGUUGUCUUCGCGGAGGACGGGGCGGCCAAGCUGGUGGUGCGUCGUGAGUCGCCGGAGGACUUGAUCCGGAAUGAGCUGCCGUACACGUGA
Molecule: messenger RNA, 624 nt
Organism: Leptomonas pyrrhocoris
Lineage: Eukaryota; Euglenozoa; Kinetoplastea; Trypanosomatida; Trypanosomatidae
Product: putative bacterial-type diaminopimelate decarboxylase
Exons: 1
Coding region: 1-624 (207 amino acids)
Molecular function (GO): diaminopimelate decarboxylase activity
Source: RefSeq, a predicted model, not a curated record